Messenger RNA from Chondrus crispus (carragheen), 315 nucleotides. RefSeq lists its product as hypothetical. The coding region runs from base 1 to 315 and encodes 104 amino acids. The transcript has a single exon. Lineage: Eukaryota; Rhodophyta; Florideophyceae; Gigartinales; Gigartinaceae. The record is from RefSeq and is a predicted model, not a curated record.
AUGCUACACACUUGGUACACACCUGGUACAAUUACCGUUUUUCAGCGACGCGUCCCUUGCACAUUCUUGCAGACUGACUUGCUGUAUCAGAACCUCUCAGCUAUCCUCUGGUCGUGUGUGAUCAAGGUCAUUCACCGCCUCGGACGAAAUAGUGCCCAUCUGCUUCCCCGCCAUCUCGAAGAGCACUCUCCUUCCCCAAAAUUUUUGUUGGUAAAACACAACGUGUACAGUUGGCCACGUAUUCACAUUCUCGUUCGCGCCCGACCAACCGCUACCACCAAUCGAAGGCGAUUGCCUCCUGCCGGUGCUUCUUAA